AUGGGUAAACAGAACAGCAAGCUACGGCCAGAGAUGCUGCAGGACCUCCGGGAGAAUACCGAGUUCUCCGACCACGAGUUGCAGGAGUGGUACAAGGGUUUCUUGAAGGACUGCCCCAGCGGAACCCUGAAUGUUGAGGAGUUCAAAAAGAUUUAUGCCAAUUUCUUCCCCUACGGUGACGCCUCCAAGUUCGCUGAGCACGUCUUCCGAACCUUUGACACCAACGCUGACGGGACGAUAGACUUUCGGGAGUUCAUCAUCGCCCUGAGCGUGACGUCACGGGGCAAGUUGGAGCAGAAGCUGAAAUGGGCCUUCAGCAUGUACGACCUGGACGGAAACGGGUACAUCAGCCGCCAAGAGAUGCUGGAGAUUGUACAGGCCAUCUACAAGAUGGUGUCAUCUGUGAUGAAGAUGCCAGAGGAUGAAUCCACGCCAGAGAAGAGGACGGAUAAGAUCUUCAGACAAAUGGACCUCAAUAAUGAUGGCAAACUGUCCCUGGAGGAGUUUAUCAAAGGUGCCAAAAGCGACCCCUCCAUCGUGCGGCUACUCCAGUGCGACCCCAGCUCGGCCUCCCAGUUCUGA
This is a messenger RNA of Limanda limanda (common dab), 582 nucleotides long. Its product is annotated as hippocalcin-like protein 1. The record is from RefSeq and is a predicted model, not a curated record. Bases 1 to 582 code for a protein of 193 amino acids. Gene Ontology annotation, molecular function: calcium ion binding. NCBI's taxonomy places the organism in Eukaryota, Metazoa, Chordata, Actinopteri, Pleuronectiformes, Pleuronectidae. The transcript has 4 exons.